AUGCCGGACACUCCUUUCGCCUGCGUCAUCUGCGGCACCUUCAUUUACGAUGAAGACGUGGUCCCUCAUGGUUAUCACGAUGCCGUGCCAUGGCUGAAUAUAUUUCGAGGAAUCUAUCGUGACCAGGGGGGAAUCCAUCUUACUGGGGUCAGUCGCAACGAUGAAAAUCCAGGACUUGGAUACACAGCACCUCGGGACGUUCAUGCCAGAUGGGACGACCCAGAGUACGACCUACAAGACGACAGCGUUGACUUCGGUGCCAUGACACAGCGUUCUGUAAACGGUCGAUACGGAUCGCUCUUUGUAAAGACCAACUAUUCCCGCCUGUCAUUCGGCUUAGAGAACCUCGAACGGAUCAUGGGGACUAUUGAUGACCUAGUGGAAAUCCUGCAUCUUGAACAGAUGCCCAUAGCCGAACCUCCUCGCUCUAUGAAGUCUCCAGAAAAUUACACCUGGGAGGAGAUCUCGGGCCAUCUGAUGCCAACUAGAGAGGAAGCUGAAAUCGCCAACAACAAUCAGGCUGUUGUCUCAGACACCAUUGACUUCGGUUCUGGAUGCCGACCUAUAUACACUGCGUCGAUAGACUACCCAUCGAACAGAUCGCAUAUUGCAUUCUAUUUUGUCAGCGUUGGAGGAGCCGCAUUCGCACCUCCACCAAUGUUCCUUUGCGGCCUAGAGAUCUUCACCAGCGAUCCAAAUGAAGGCCAGUUCUUGCUGGGUUACAGGUCGCCCUUGCGUCGAACCCACACGUUGGGCCCAAAGACAGAUGUGACGGGUUUUACCGUCGCCGUGGGAUCACGAGGGAUCUCCGGCAUUAAAGUACAGACAACGGAGGGCCUCGAAUCGCCUUGGUAUCAAGGCGAUGAUGGGGACGAAAACCCAGAGAGCAUGAGGGCAGUGGGCCUCAGCCCCAUCUGCGGGAUCAAAGCCUCAUUUGAUGGCUUUAAGAUUGUCGCCCUCGGUAUAGCUCAACGGCGAGACCCCGAGCCUCAGCCGGAAAAGUCGCUGAAGGAGUCAGCAAUUUGGUAUCCCGAGAUUGCGCACUAUCCGGUCUGCUUGAACGAGAAAGUUCUCCCGAACCGACAGUUGUACUCCACAGGAUAUUUUCCACUGUUCUGGGUAUCCUUUGGAGGUGUUGGAGGCAAAGACCUCGAGUUGCUGAACAGUAUUCAGAUAACCAUGGUGGACGGUAUAUGGGCAAUGGCAUUCGCGUAUAGCGACGGUCGCGAGAUGGAAACUCUGGGACGACAUAACUACAACAUGGACCUGGACCCGGAAGCUCUCAACAUUGAGGCCUAUGAAAUCGAUGGUUCACGUGGCGAACGAAUUUCCUCGAUCUCAUUGUGGUACGAUAGCGACACGUUUGUCCCAGGACAAGUCAACAAGCCGUGCGGCAUCUCCAUUCAUACGAAUUGGGGCAUCUCUCGUCUGUUUGGCGACGGUGGGAUCGUGCCGGGGUACGUGACGAAGCACGUGAAGCCUGAAGACGGCACAGUUAUCACGGGGCUUUAUGCCAACCAGUUACCCGACUCCGGAUUUACGGCAAUUGGACUCAUGUCAGAAAGAGUCGAGUCGGGACAGUGCAGCCUUGAGUCAAUGGAACGUUUACGACUUGAAUAA
Clonostachys solani is the source of this 1620-nucleotide messenger RNA. NCBI's taxonomy places the organism in Eukaryota, Fungi, Ascomycota, Sordariomycetes, Hypocreales, Bionectriaceae. The record is from the annotation of a GenBank genome assembly.